This is a messenger RNA of Penicillium pulvis, 1506 nucleotides long. Its product is annotated as HesA/MoeB/ThiF family protein. Gene Ontology annotation, molecular function: adenylyltransferase activity; thiosulfate-cyanide sulfurtransferase activity; URM1 activating enzyme activity. Bases 1 to 1506 code for a protein of 501 amino acids. Gene Ontology annotation, cellular component: cytosol; cytoplasm. Gene Ontology annotation, biological process: tRNA wobble position uridine thiolation; protein urmylation. Lineage: Eukaryota; Fungi; Ascomycota; Eurotiomycetes; Eurotiales; Aspergillaceae. The transcript is spliced from 3 exons. The record is from RefSeq and is a predicted model, not a curated record.
AUGGGGAAGGAUGGGAAUACUUGCGCCACUCUGCGGGCUGAGAUUGCUGCUACUGAAGCACAACUUGCGAGGUUGAAACGUGAUCUCGUGAGCGCUGAGGAACAAGCCGUGGCGAAUUCGGAGAGCAUAAGCCCCGCGGCAAACCGUGACAAAGGCCAAAAUGGAAUAGAGUCUCGAUGGCCCUUACUUCCGGAGGAAUAUGGACGGUAUGGCCGACAAAUGAUUGUCUCACAAGUUGGUCUUCCAGGCCAACUUAAGCUGCGCUAUGCUAAAGUCUUACUCGUUGGAGCUGGUGGAUUGGGAUGCCCUGCAGCUCAGUACCUCGCUGGAGCUGGAGUAGGCACCCUUGGUCUGAUUGAUGGGGACACGGUCGAGAUCUCGAAUUUACAUCGUCAAGUCUUACACCGAAGCCACAACGUGGGGAAAUACAAGGUGGACAGUGCUAUUGAAUCUCUUCGAGAACUUAAUCCACUCGUCACAUAUAUUCCCCAUCGAACACAUCUCACACCAGACGCAGCACCUUCUAUAUUCAAUGAAUACGACAUCAUUCUCGACUGCACCGACAAUCCGGCAACCCGCUAUUUAAUCUCGGAUACUGCAGUGCUCUUGGGCAAACCUCUAGUAUCUGCCUCUGCAUUACGUACCGAGGGCCAGCUUAUGGUGCUAAACUACCCUCCUCGCCCGCCAGGGGACAAAGACGGCGGACCGUGUUAUCGAUGUGUCUUCCCGAAGCCGCCACCAGCUGAUAGUGUUGUGAGCUGUGCAGAUGGAGGUAUCAUGGGCCCGGUUGUCGGGACUAUGGGUGUUUUGCAGGCGUUGGAGGCAAUUAAAGUGAUCACCGCACCGGACGUGGACGCCUUGAAUCAAACUCCGCACCAGGAUCCUCCAGCUCUGCAUAUCUUCUCGGCUUACUCAAAUCCUCUGUUCCGCACCAUCCGCCUUCGCUCUCGGAGGAUUAACUGUGCAGUAUGCUCUGCCAGUGCAACUGUCUCACUAGACACUAUCAAGUCAGGAUCUACUGACUAUAUAUUCUUCUGUGGGUCAGCGAGCCUCCCAUCACUGCUGGGGCCAGAGGAACGUCUUUCGCCGCAGGAGUACCGGGAACGACAUCCACAGGUGGUCCAUGGAGAGCUCGAACAAGCCCCCUCGAGACCACACACGAUCAUUGAUGUUCGAGAUCAAGCUCAAUUUGGCAUUUGCAACUUAACUAACAGCGUCAACAUUCCAAUUUCGAAAAUUCUGGCUUCCAUGCCUAUUCCGACGAACCAAAGAUUACAAGGCGACUAUUCCGAAUCGCAACUCCCCUCGUGGCUCCCAUCAGAUCUUGCUUCAGAUUCUAACGAUCCCAUCUAUGUGGUUUGCCGGCUCGGCAAUGACUCCCAGCUUGCCGUGAAGAAAAUGAAAGAUCUAGGAUUGGAUCGGAAUGGCCAGAGGUUUAUUGGUGACAUCCGUGGAGGAUUCCGCGCAUGGCGAGAGCAAAUCGACCCUGAGUGGCCGGAAUAUUGA